AUGGAGCGGUCCCAGUCCCAGCGGCACGGGGGUGAACAGAGCUGGUGGGACAGUGCCCCCCAAUACCAGUACAUGCCGUUUGAACAUUGUACCAGCUACGGACUGCCCUCGGAGAAUGGCGGCCUUCAGCACCGGCCCCGAAAGGACACGGGUCCCAGGCACAAUGCCCACCCGACUCAGAUAUAUGGCCAUCACAAAGAAAGUUAUUCAUCAUAUAAGAACCAAGACCGGGGGGCGCCCAAGAAGAUGGGCUCCAGUUCUACACUGAAUGGCUUGGAUGAGGACCACUAUUCUAAAUGUCAAGAUUGUGUCCACCGCCUGGGGCGCAUCGUCAGAAGGAAGCUGGGGGAAGACUGGAUCUUUCUUGUGCUCCUGGGCCUACUGAUGGCUCUCGUCAGCUGGUGCAUGGACUAUGUCAGUGCCAAGAGCCUUCAGGCCUACAAGUGGACCUAUGCCCAGAUGCAGCCCAGCCUCCCUCUGCAGUACCUGGCCUGGGUGGCCUUCCCACUUUCCCUCAUCCUCUUCAGUGCUCUCUUUUGCCAGCUCAUCUCCCCGCAGGCUGUGGGCUCUGGGAUACCUGAGAUGAAGACGAUUCUCCGCGGCGUUGUCCUGAAGGAAUACCUCACACUCAAGGCCUUCGUAGCCAAGGUGGUGGCCUUAACGGCUGGGCUGGGCAGUGGCAUCCCUGUGGGGAAGGAGGGUCCCUUUGUACAUAUUGCUAGCAUCUGUGCUGCUGUCCUGAGCAAGUUCAUGUCCAUGUUCUGUGGUGUCUACGAGCAGCCAUACUAUUACAGUGACAUCCUGACAGUGGGCUGUGCCGUGGGGGUCGGCUGCUGUUUUGGAACACCACUUGGAGGAGUACUGUUCAGCAUCGAGGUCACCUCUACCUACUUCGCUGUGCGGAACUACUGGCGAGGAUUCUUUGCAGCCACAUUCAGUGCCUUCGUGUUCCGUGUCUUGGCGGUGUGGAACAAGGAUGCUGUCACCAUCACUGCCCUAUUCAGAACUAAUUUCCGAAUGGAUUUCCCCUUUGACCUGAAGGAACUUCCAGCGUUUGCUGUGAUUGGGAUCUGCUGUGGGUUCUUGGGAGCUGUUUUCGUUUAUCUGCAUCGCCAAGUCAUGCUCGGUGUCCGAAAGCACAAGGCUCUCAGCCAGUUUCUUGCUAAGCACCGCCUGCUGUACCCUGCAAUUGUCACUCUGGUCAUCGUGUCACUCACCUUUCCACCAGGAGUGGGUCAAUUCAUGGCCGGAGAGCUGAUGCCCCGUGAAGCCAUCAGUACCCUGUUUGACAACAAUACGUGGGUAAAGCACACAGGUGACCCCCAAAGCCUGGGCCAGUCAGCUGUGUGGAUUCACCCCCAGGUCAACGUGGUCAUCAUCAUCUUCCUCUUCUUCAUCAUGAAGUUUUGGAUGUCCAUCGUGGCCACCACUAUGCCCAUACCCUGUGGAGGCUUCAUGCCUGUUUUUGUUCUCGGAGCUGCAUUUGGAAGGCUGGUAGGAGAGAUCAUGGCCAUGUUGUUCCCUGAGGGUAUCUUAUUUGACGACUUCCUCUACAAGAUCUUACCUGGGGGCUAUGCAGUAAUUGGAGCAGCAGCUCUGACUGGGGCUGUCUCCCACACAGUCUCCACAGCUGUGAUUUGCUUUGAAUUAACUGGUCAGAUCGCUCACAUCCUGCCUAUGAUGGUGGCCGUUAUCUUGGCCAACAUGGUGGCUCAGAGUCUGCAGCCUUCCCUCUAUGACAGCAUCAUCCAGGUCAAGAAGCUCCCCUAUUUGCCAGACCUUGGUUGGAACCAGCUCAGCAAGUUUACAGUCUUCGUGGAGGACAUCAUGGUACGUGAUGUGAAGUUUGUUUCAGCUUCUUGCACAUAUGAGGAACUGAGAAACCUACUCCAAACCACCACAGUCAAGACUUUACCGUUGGUUGAUUCUAAAGAUUCAAUGAUCCUGCUGGGCUCUGUGGAACGCUCGGAACUGCAGUCCCUCCUACAGCGCCACCUAUGUGCAGAGCGAAGGUUGAGGGCUGCCCAGGAUAUGGCCCGCAAGUUAUCGGAGCUGCCCUACGACGGCAAGGCAGGGCUGAGUGGGGAGUGCCACCCCGGGGGUCGGCCUGAGUCCUUCGCUUUUGUGGAUGAGGAUGAAGAUGAUGACCUCUCCAGGAAGACUGAGGUAACCGAGACUCCGCAGCCUCCUCCUCCAGCGCCUCCGUUCCUUGCCACUCCUUCACACCCGGAAGAACCUAAUGGGCCACUGGCCAGCCCCAAACCGCCACCUGAAGCCCCAGACACCGCCGCAGGUCAAAGGUCAUCCACCUUGCGGUGGAUGCUAUGCUGCUUGCUGGGCAGAGCCCGCCCUACAAAGAAGAAAAUGGCCCAGGAUUCGGUGGACUUAGUGGAUAACAUGUCCCCUGGAGAGAUUGAGGCCUGGGAGCAGGAGCAGCUGAGCCAGCCUGUGUGCUUUGAUUGCUGCUGUAUCGACCAGUCUCCGUUCCAGCUGGUGGAGCAGACGACCCUGCACAAGACCCACACUCUCUUCUCGCUUCUCGGCCUCCACCUUGCCUAUGUGACCAGCAUGGGGAAGCUCAGAGGUGUCCUGGCACUAGAGGAGCUACAGAAAGCUAUUGAGGGCCACACCAAAUCUGGGGUGCAGCUCCGCCCCCCACUUGCCAGCUUCCGGAACACAACUUCAACUCGGAAGAGUCCUGGGGGCCCACCCCCUCCUGCGGAGGGCUGGAGCCUGCCCGAGGGUGGAGACGGAGCUCCCGGGACGGACGUCAUCGUUCCCAACAUGCCAGAGGCUCCUGUACCACCGCCUUCUCCAGAGGUCCCUCGUUGUAUGGCCCCAGCCAGAGUGGAAGGUGAGCUGGAGGAGCUGGAGAUGGCGGGAAGCCAAGGGCCUGAGGAGGGCCUGGCUGACAUUUUGCGUGGCCCCAGCCUACGUUCCACUGAUGAGGAGGAUGAGGAUGAGCUGAUCCUGUGAAAAAAAAAAACACCCCAAAGCUUUCUCCAGAGAAACCGUGGGGCCCAUGCCAGAGA
Phodopus roborovskii (desert hamster) is the source of this 3032-nucleotide messenger RNA. RefSeq names its product chloride voltage-gated channel 1 (gene Clcn1). Lineage: Eukaryota; Metazoa; Chordata; Mammalia; Rodentia; Cricetidae. Gene Ontology annotation, biological process: transmembrane transport; chloride transport. The coding region runs from base 1 to 2976 and encodes 991 amino acids. Gene Ontology annotation, cellular component: membrane. The transcript has 23 exons. Gene Ontology annotation, molecular function: voltage-gated chloride channel activity. The record is from RefSeq and is a predicted model, not a curated record.